Botrytis byssoidea is the source of this 2454-nucleotide messenger RNA. RefSeq lists its product as uncharacterized. The record is from RefSeq and is a predicted model, not a curated record. The transcript has a single exon. NCBI's taxonomy places the organism in Eukaryota, Fungi, Ascomycota, Leotiomycetes, Helotiales, Sclerotiniaceae. Gene Ontology annotation, biological process: DNA-templated transcription; regulation of transcription by RNA polymerase II. Gene Ontology annotation, cellular component: chromatin. Bases 1 to 2454 code for a protein of 817 amino acids. Gene Ontology annotation, molecular function: RNA polymerase II cis-regulatory region sequence-specific DNA binding; zinc ion binding; DNA-binding transcription factor activity, RNA polymerase II-specific.
AUGGAUAGCCAAGAAAAACCACCUAGAUGGUCGUGCCAGUCCCAAGGUUGUACCAAAUCGUUUCAGCGGAAGGAGCAUUUGACUCGGCAUCAAAAAUCACAUUCAAAUUCGUCUCCAGCACAUAUUUGUAGAAUAUGCCACAAAGAGUUUUCUCGUAGCGAUGGUCUCCAGAGACAUCUUGGACGUCACGGACAACAAUUCAAAAGGCCUACUGGUCGAAGCAGGAGGGCAUGCGCGGCUUGUCAUUCCAGUAAAAUCAAAUGCGAUGGAAAUGAUCCAUGUUCCAGGUGUAGAAAAAAGGAAAUUUCCUGCAAAUAUGGAUUGCGACAAGAAUUGCCUCCCAUAGCCAGCAUACAAGAUGAAGCCUCUAAAGAUGGUUUGAGCGAUUGGGAGGGAUCGGAACUCUCAAUGUCCGAAAAUGUACAAGGGGAUCAGAUGUCCGUUGAAAGCCCACAGUCUGAUCAGACACCGAAUCCUGAUGAAACCUUUAUUACAAAUCAAAUAUCCAGCGUGGCUCAAGCAUUCAACUCUGGUCAAUCGUCCCACUUGAAUCACGCAUUCAACUGUAUUCCAACACGCAGCCCUUUGCAAGAGGCACAUGAUUCGUCGGUAAGCAGGAACGUUCUCAAUAAUUCUGUCAUUGCUGAAGAUUCGCUCUCACUGAAUUUGAGGCGCACGCCUCACGGGCUUCUCGAUUGGUCAAAUGUCAGGAUCCAACAAGAUGCUCCUCAAACCCGAGAAGCACCCCAAAAUACCCCUGUUUCCAUAUCUAAACUUGAAUACCUAUGUUCACUUGCCGAAGAAACUGUCGAGAGAUAUCGUCAUCUAUACCUUGCUGAUUUCCACGAUCGGUGGCCUAUAAUACAUUCCCCAACUUACGAAGAUGAUGAAGAGACACCUAAGCUUCUACUUCCAUCUAUAUUGAUGAUUGGAGGUUGGAUUGACGGCACCCCAAGCUCGAGAGAUUGGGCUUUGAAAGUUCACCAUAAUUUGGUAGAGCAUGUUAUCCCACGUCUGUGCCAGUUGAAGGAUAUAGAUACAAUGACACAGCCUCUGCCGAUUGUUCUAUAUCAGUGCACGUUGUUGAAUAUUGUUUUUGCAUCAUACUGUGGGAAACGUGAGGUUUUGAAAAAAGGACUGAUCUUACGCAACUUGUUAGUUGCUUCUAUAUACGAAACUGGAAUCUUAACACCUGGGACUAUUUAUCCAGACGAUAAGCCCGGGUAUUUUCUACCACUACGUUCGGUUAGAGACCAACAGAGAAAGAGGAUAGCAGUCGAUCUCUUCAAGAUUGACACAUAUUUCAGUGCCAUAACCGUGCAGCCAGUUUUACUCAAGCCAGAAGAACUACACUUUAGUAUUCCAGACACCAUCGCGCUUUGGAAUGCCGGAGGGCUUCCUAAUUGGGAGGCUCGCCAACCGAAUGAACCGAAAUCUAGAAGCUCUCGUUCAAUCAAUGUGAUGUUUGAAGAAGUCGCUCUGGGAGUAGUUGAGUUUUCAGAAAAUGAGUCCAUGUUAGAAGAUAUCCAGAUUUGUCUUUGGGCUAUGCAGUCAGAAAUCUUGCAGCUUUCCAAGCAGAGUCGGCCUGAGAGACGGAAUGAACUAAGUCUGAAUAUUCAAAGACAAUCACUUAAACGCCAACUGAAAGCUCUAAAACGUGGGUUCUCAAAUCUUUCCGCGAAAGUAUCGUGCCCCGGUGCAUUUGACCAGACAGAACUGUCUCCAGUGCAUUACUAUUAUGGACUCGAAGACCAUGAUAAGCCUGGAUGGCAAGAUAUAGUUUGCCGACGCAUUCAUAGCUUUAUGUUUGACACUUCUGUCCUUCAUCACCUGGUGAGUUUACAACUAUUUACCGAGACUCAGACUAUCAGGAUGCUCGCCAAAGAUCUAGCACUUUCUGAUAAAGCCCGAGGAGUCUUCGGAGAUGUAUAUUCUCAACCCCAUACCAGACGUGUUGCAGCAGCACGUGCAUGGACACAAGAGCCUAACUCUCGGCAUGCCUUAUGGCAUGCCACUGAAAUUCUCCUGAGCCACAAUGCACUCAACCGAACCCCCUCUCUCGCCAACUUCAUCCCCGACCCAAUUUCCUACAUAGCUUUAGCAUCUGCAGCAUUAGUCAUUUGGACCCAUUGCAUGUACGGACAAGAAGCAUGCAACGCGUUAUCAUGCACAUCGAUGCUCCCUCACGAAGUGAGUAUGUCUAUCGAGUUGACAAAAUUAAGCGAAGUGAUAAAUGGCUUCUCGUAUGACGAAAAGGGAAAGGAGGUUUGGAUUGAAGGAGGUGCUUAUUUUAGAGCUUCAAUUGAGGAUAUUCAAUUGUGUAGCUGUAAUGUUGGGUUAUUAAUGGGCAAGUUCAGGGCUCAUAUACCGCGACAUUGGGAGAUUGUUGAUGAGAUCGCACCAAACAUCUUCACGCAGCUUGAUGGCCCAGAAGCUACUGGAGUCACUUCAUGA